GGGUAUCCUUUAGAAUUGCCCCCCUGGGACUUCACGCUACCAGCAUGCAGUAAUUGGGGAACAAUGUUCACCGUCGUCACUUGCUCUGUAAACAAAGCGAGAAUACAAGUUUGCUCUCUUUGUACAGUUCUUUUGACGGUUGUCGAAGCGGCAUCCCUCUGUCGUCUUCUCGACAAUUCUUCAGCCUAAACCCUAUAUUCUGUAUUGAUCAGCGAAGCUCCAUAAAUUGCUCCGCGAAUUCGUUGAAUUUGGAAGCAGAAACAGUCCAAAAAGACAUGCUUGGUGUUGGAGAUGAGACCCCUUCUAGAUAUGAGUUGUUAAGUAUGGUGAAGAAGCAUUCCAAGUUAUUGGGGCAAACAAAUUUAGAUGAGGAAGAUGGUUCAGAUGUUGAAAUGGAUUCACGGUUUUGGUAUGACAUCAUAGAUUUGUAUUUCAUUCGGGGGAAAGAGUCAAGGGCCCGCCAGGAUGAUGACCUUUUAUUCUUCGUCAGGAAAAUGAGCUUGCAUGGAUACGGCUUUAAUGAUAAUGUGGAAGGCAACUCUCCUUACUUUGUACGCAGGUGGGCACCUAAGCUGGAUGAUUUAGUUGAUAAGAAUUUUGUCGAUGUGGACUGGAGGCGUUCAUUUUACUUGAACUUAAUUGCUCACACUUCGUUCAGUGUAACAGUUGCAAUUUGCAGUCAUCAGGUCCUUACAAGUCACCAGAUGGGGCAAGACACACCUUUGUCUUCUAUAUACAAGGUUGUAAAGACUGUUUAUGCUUCUCCAAGUCGUGUUGAGUUCCAUUUGGACUCCACAAAGGAAGUACAGACAACUCCUGCUUAUCCAGACAUAUGUUUUGCAAUUGAUGACUUUGAUUCCACAUUUGAUGCAGUGGUCUUGACCGAGACAGAUCACUGCUACUGUGUGCUUCUAAAUGCUGAUGGUGGGGCAGCGUUUCCCAGUGAAAGAACAGCACAAGAUUGCAAUUCUUCUGAUACUUCGAAAAUCAACACAGAUUCUAGAAAGAGAAACAAGACAAAGAUAACUCUUUUCUCAGGAUUUGUUAGCUAUCAAAUGGUUCGCGAUGCAUAUGAAGCUGGGAAGUCUGGCUUUGGCAGCCUUCUGUCCCUAGGACAGUCUCCUGGGAAAACCGACAGGAUUUACAUGAAGGGCCCUGGAGGACGUGGGGAGGUGGAAGUUGCUGUUUCUGGUGUUAUAGAUCAAAGCAAGGAGUUCUCAGGCUCUUCUUCCUCGGCUCUUAGAAGAGGAUUCAGUUUUGGUACAAUUGUUCGUAGAGCGGCAUCUGUUGCAUCUGUGGCAGCGAAGCAUGCCUAUGCUGCUGCUGCUGCAUCCCGGGUUACUGGGGAGGAGAUGCUGCCCCUAAAGUGCGGCCUAAUGUCCAUAUCAUUGCCUUGGGAGUGCAUUGCUCAUGAUCUUUUAUUUAAGGGAAGUCCUCCAGUUAGCUUGUAGCUUAUAUGAAGAGGCAAGAGACAACCUUGGAUUCCUUCUUUUAUGUAUCAAGGGGUAAAAGACUGUCUACAUCCUGCCUUGACAAGGAGGAGCAAGAGGACAAAUACGAAUCAGACAUGGAGCAUGAACCUGCCAGAGAAAAGGACUGGAAUUUUUUCUUUCAACUUGUAUUCUCUCUCUCUCUCUCUCUCUCUCUCUGUGUGUUGAAAUUCUGGGUGCUAGUUUACCUUCGUGAAAAAUACUGUAAAUGGUUGUUAGUCAAAAGGAAAAAAGUGAAAAAGCAGAAAAGGGCAGUGGGCUGUGAUCUGUAUCUAUGUGUGUCAAUAAGUGCAGAUUGAUUGUUUAUCAGGCGGCUGAGAAAAUGAUUGGCUAAUUCAUAAUUGCUGUCUCCAGUUGCUUGGGUUUCAAGCUUUAAUUUUUAUGCUGCAUCAUUGCAUGAAGU
Diospyros lotus (date-plum) is the source of this 1893-nucleotide messenger RNA. RefSeq lists its product as uncharacterized. The transcript has 12 exons. Bases 276 to 1451 code for a protein of 391 amino acids. NCBI's taxonomy places the organism in Eukaryota, Viridiplantae, Streptophyta, Magnoliopsida, Ericales, Ebenaceae. The record is from RefSeq and is a predicted model, not a curated record.